This is a messenger RNA of Leishmania braziliensis MHOM/BR/75/M2904, 588 nucleotides long. RefSeq names its product amastin-like surface protein. The transcript has a single exon. The coding region runs from base 1 to 588 and encodes 195 amino acids. Lineage: Eukaryota; Euglenozoa; Kinetoplastea; Trypanosomatida; Trypanosomatidae. The record is from RefSeq and is a predicted model, not a curated record.
AUGACGUGGAAUCUCGCCCUUCUGCUCUACUUGAUCUUACAGUUCUUCGCGUUCUUCUUUGUGCUGGUGGCUACGCCUCUCGAUGUAUUUCACUUCAAGGAUAUUCGGAACUUUACGCGCCGCAUGUGCGUCACCUUAUGGGGUUUCCAACUGAACUGCACCAGUACAAGGUACGACAAUUCAAAUGAUGGAUUGUGGCGUAACUGCCACAAUCGACGCGAUCGUUUCCGCGCACUGCAGGCGUUCGCUUUGAUCUCCAUCUUCGUGUACGGAGCGGCGUUCGUCAUGGGCGUGAUCAUGCUGUUCUGCUGCCGUUGGCUCCGCUGGGUCUGCCUUGCGCUCAACAUUGUGGGUGCUGUCACCGUGCUCAUUGUCUGGUUGGGCAUAGCGGUGACUUUCUACAAGAGAGACGGCGAGAGGUGUCCCGGAAUGAACACUGUCUCCACUUACGGUGCCGGGUUCGCUCUCUUCCUGCUGGCGUGGAUUCUGAAUAUCGCCAACAUCGUCAUCUUACUGCUCCUCUCUCUAUAUGAGAACUCAAGUGAGACUGUCAGCACAGAGGAGCGCAAAAGUCAGCCGGGGGAGUAG